AUGACUCCCAACCCCAGCCAGGCCCAACCCAAACUGAACUCUUCUCCCCCCGACCCAAACCCCAGCCCCGCCGCCGGCCAACUCCAGUCCCUUCGCCGCCGCCGCCGCCGCCGCCGCCGCCGCGUAGACGCGAGGACGCACACGCAUCCGCUACCACCGCGGCCAUGGUCCUCUCCCACCGCCGCUUCCUCCUUCCACCCCGGCCUCUUUGCCAUCGGCGCCGUCGCACCACUGCCGGCCCCUGCUCGAGCUGGUCAGGCGGCGUGCAGAUCCGCCACUGCCACAGCGUCGUCGUCCUCCACAACCACGCAGCGGCUCCUCGCCCGCGACCCUCUUCUCCAGUUUGGGGGCAAGGAAGGAGAAGCCUUUCUCGCUCGAUCUGGCGAGGAUGGAUGCGCAGCAAGGUGCACCACCGUGAUGAUGGGGAUUCAUUCUUGCUGCCACGAUUCGUCUCGUCGUCCUCCCCGGCAUUCGCAUAGUUGGCCAUGAAAUCUGACCAACUGCUAGCUACUUACACGCAUGCUUACAACGCUAGUUUCCAGUGAGGAAGCACUCAGUACAGUUGAUUGGGUUUGCGAUGUGCAGGUC
Triticum dicoccoides is the source of this 588-nucleotide messenger RNA. RefSeq lists its product as uncharacterized. The coding region runs from base 1 to 489 and encodes 162 amino acids. The record is from RefSeq and is a predicted model, not a curated record. Lineage: Eukaryota; Viridiplantae; Streptophyta; Magnoliopsida; Poales; Poaceae. The transcript is spliced from 5 exons.